AUGGGACGAGACAAGGCGAGUGGGCACAGGAUCGACUACGUGCUCCUCGAGACGUCUCAAGAACACGCUCCUCCACGCCAUGCGUGCGGCCCACUUUCCAAACAUUUUACCACUUGUUGUGCUCCACUCGUCUGUCGUCCCACUCAUUCCCCCAUCACGCCCCUCUCACCACGCCCCUCUCACCACGCCCCUCUCACCACGCCCCUCUCACCGCGCCCCUCUCACCGCGCCCCUCUCACCGCGCCCCUCUCACCGCGCCCCUCUCACCGCGCCCCUCUCACCGCGCCCCUCUCACCGCGCCCCUCUCACCGCGCCCCUCUCACCACGCCCCUCUCACCGCGCCCUAAAUCAGAGCAUUGGAGUACCGCAAGAAGGAGAGCCCCGAGCAGCUCGCCAAGUGGGUGGAGGAGCGGCGCCGCAACUUCCCCACCGCCGCCAACCUGCAGCGCAAGGUGCCUCCCUGCUCUGUGGAGGGGUGGUCGGGGGAAUGGGGGAGGAUUCAAGGGGCUGGGGGCUGGGAGGGUGUCAGGUGGGGACGUGAAAGGGAAUGCGUGGAAGGUUUCCCCUUCCAUUCCUCUCCCUCCCGCUCACUCUCUCUCCCUCGCUUUCCCUCCCUCUACCUCCCUCCCCCUUCCGCUCCCUCCCUCUCCCGCCCUCUUCCUCCCUCCCCCUCCUUCCCCCUCCCUCUCCCGCCCUCUCCCUCCCUCUCCCUCCCUCCCCCUCCCUCUCCCCCCCUCUCCCUCCCUCUCCCUCCCUCUCUCUCCCUCUCACUCCCUCUCCCACCCUCGCUCCCUCUCUUACCCUCUCCCGCCCCACCCUCUCCCGCCCUCUCCCUCCCUCUCUCUCCCUCUCCCUCCCUCCCUCCGUCUCCCUCCCUCUCCCGCUCUCUCCCGCCCACUCCCUCCCUCCCUCUCCCUUCCUCUCCCUCUCCCUCCCUCCACCUCCUUUCCGCUCCUGCCCCUCCCCUCCUCUCCUCCUCUCCCUUCCUCUGUCCUCCUUACCCCUCCUCCCCCCUCCUCUUCCCUCACUCUCCCCGCCUCUAUCCUCCUCUCCGCUGCUCUUUAUUCAUCCGCCUUCCCUUCUUUCCCAUUGCUUUCUUCCCCCUCCGCAUUGCCACUCGGUCUUUCCCAGCCAUUCCCUUCCUCUCCCCUUCUUGCUCUGUUUCUUUUCAGCCUGCCCCUUCCCCUCCCGCACCCGCGCUGCUCUCAAAAUCCCUGCAUCUCACUUUCCCCCAUGCGCGUUUUUGUUCUGUCCGACCGUAUUUUCCAGCGGCUAAGGGAGGUACUGGCCCUCCAGGCCAAUCUGGGACUUCCCAUCUGUGAAGUGCCCACGCACCUCCUGCGUGACAACUCGGAGAGGGGAGGCAGGGGGAGGGGAGGCGGGAGAGAGGGUUGGGAGGAGAGAGGGGGGCGAGGGGGGCGUGGGUGGCGGGAGGAGUGGAGGAGGAGGGGGAGUGGAGGGAUGGGUAUGCAAGGCCGGGGGCACUGUGUGUGGGAGUGGGUGAGGAUAAGUAAUGAGGACGAGGAAGGAGGGAGGUGUGAUAUGAAGGAGAUAAGCACGGUUAGAAAUGGGAGUGGGCAGGAGGAGGGUGGGGCUAAUAUGGAGGAGAAAGAGGGAACUGAACGACUGGGGAAUGGGGAGGAAGAGGAAGGUAAACUGGGGGAAGUCGAGGGAGGAGAGGUUGGGUUGGAUGGGGAGGGAGAAGGGGGGUUGGGUGAGGGAGAAAGGGCAACAAAGGUUUUGCGAGUGAAUGGUACUGUGGAUGUCAGCAGUGCUGCUGCUGCUGCUGGCGAUGCUGCUGCUGGUGCUGCUGAUGAGCUGGGCAACGGAAACAAGAAGGAAGGGGAUUUGCUAGGGGGGUCGGAUGACGAGAGUUUUGGGACUGCCGAGGGGAGUGGUGAUAUAGCAGAGCCGCAUGAUGGAGUCGGUGAUGGAGUGGGUGAUGGUGAAGCAUUCGCAGUGCAAGAGGCAGUCGGAGUGGAGGACGAGGUUGGCAUGGGCGCAGAGGAAGAGGAAGAGGAGGAGGAGGAGGAGGAGAAGGAGGAGGAAGCGGGAGUGGGGAAAGGAGAAGAAGGUGUAGGUGGAGGAGUGGUGGUUGCAGGUGGCGGUGUGAGGAAGGAUGGUUGCAUUGGACCGGUGUCAGCGGCAGCAGCCACAUCAAGGGCAGCAGGGGCAGCAGGGAUAAUGGAAGCAAGUGGGACAGGCAAGGUGGCAGAGGUGGGGCAGCCAGUGGAGGAGGAGAUGGUGGAGGAGGCAACAGCACCACCUGGUGAUGGUGACGGUGCUGCUCCAACACCCACUGCUGCACCUACAGCUGCUGCUGGGCUUGCUGCUGCAGGCAAGGCAGCUCCUGCCUUGACAGCUGAGCCGACGGGGGUCCACACUGACAGCCGCUUUUCCGCGCAGCAGGCUGUGCGGUCUUCCACAAAGCGCGUGUGCGCUUUCUUCCUGCGCGGGCACUGCAAGAAGGGCGCUCGCUGCACCUUUGCCCAUGUCGCUGACCAGGACUGGCAGCAGCACACACAGUGGGACGAGCAGGGGCAGGGGCAGCAGGGCGGGUGGGCAAACCAAGGGCAGGAGAGGAGCCAGAUGAGCCAUGGCAAUCACGGUAACCGGGACAACCAAGGGGAUUUUCGGUCGCCGAGCCUGCUGGCGAGGCUGCUGGAGAAGGAGGUUCGGCGGGAGCGGAGCCAUGUGCUGCAGGUGGUGCGGCUGGUGGUGAAUAAUGACUUUUUGCUCGCCCACCCCUACAAGCCCCUGCAGCUCUUCCCCUGGGCGCGUGAUGAGGGCCCGCAGGGGCAGGGGGAGACGGAGGGCGAGGGGAAGGAAGAGGGGCAGGAUCAGGUGUAA
Closterium sp. Naga37s-1 is the source of this 2850-nucleotide messenger RNA. The record is from the annotation of a GenBank genome assembly. Lineage: Eukaryota; Viridiplantae; Streptophyta; Zygnematophyceae; Desmidiales; Closteriaceae.